AUGGAUGUGCUCAUGGCCCGCGAGCGCAGAUAUUUGAGGUUUGUCAAGCCCUCAUAUGACAACUUCGUACUCCCAACCGCACGACAUGCCAAUAUUAUUGUCCCUGGGUCCGACAACAGUAUCGCUAUUGACAUCAUUUCCACACAUAUUCGUCGACAAUUGGACGAACGUGCCACGCGUCUCAGGCAGCGUCUCGCUGGCGCCGUACCGCGCGAUUUGACACCAGAAGCCCUCAACCCGGAUCCAACGAAGGAAUACCUCAAUCUAACACUUCUACCGCAGACACCACAACUGAAGGGCAUGUUCACUAUCCUCAGGGAUAACUCAACGCGUAGAGGGGACUUUAUUUUCUUCGUGGACAGGCUCUCUACCCUACUCGUCGAAAAGGCCAUGGAAUUACUUCCGUAUCGCCAGAAAACGGUGGUGACGCCUUGCGAGGUAGCUUAUCAUGGCAAGGAAUUGGAUGCUGAGUAUGUAUGCGGUGUAUCAAUAGUUCGAUCAGGUGGACCCCUGGAGCGUGGUCUGCGACGGGUUGUCAACGCCAUCCCGAUUGGUUCACUUCUCAUUCAGUCUGAGGCCGCGACGGGCGAGCAGAUUCUUUUGCAUCUGCAACUUCCGAUCUGUCUUCGCCAUCGACACCUCGCGGAGCAAAGCUGGGUCUUUCUGCUAGAUGCUCAGAUCGGCACGGGAGCUGCAGCAUUCAUGGCAAUUCGUGUACUACUCGAUCAUGGCGUGCCCCAAGAUCACAUAAUCUUCAUCACUUUCCUCGUCGCACGCUGCGGCGGAAUUACCGUUUUGCAGCGUGCGUUUCCUCAGGUGAGAAUCGUAUCCGGCGCCGUCGACAGUAGUCUACGAGAGACCUGGCUGGAGGGUGUCGAAGAUGAUGAUGGUCAGACCGCCGCGGAAGGUCGUAAGGUAUGGGUAGUGGAGCCUGGAAUGGGUCAAAUUGAUUUUGUUGUGGUUCUUGCACACUCGACGUUGUGGAAUUCAAUGUGA
Molecule: messenger RNA, 996 nt
Organism: Postia placenta MAD-698-R-SB12
Lineage: Eukaryota; Fungi; Basidiomycota; Agaricomycetes; Polyporales; Adustoporiaceae
Exons: 7
Coding region: 1-996 (331 amino acids)
Source: RefSeq, a predicted model, not a curated record